AUGCGUUCGUCGAGUUCAAAUGAAGACCAGUGCCUGUUCUGCGGGAAAACGGAGGCUCAAUCCACGGACAUCGACUGGGUACAAUGCUCUGCGUGUAUGUUUUGGGCUCACUUUUCUUGUGCUGGUGUUGACCAGGAAAUAGCCAAAACGGAUUGGCAUUGCCCGCAGUGUGUGCGGCCUGAUGUACAGCAGUUAAGAGUUCCGCAGCCUUCUACAAAAAGGCGGGCCAAGAAAUCCGGCGCAAAAAGUGAUGCAGGGUCUGACCAAGGAGCUGGUUCCGCCAAGGAUCCGUCUGAGCAGCAGUCGGAAGAGGAACAGCUGAUGAGAGAGACCUUUGCAAAGCAAAUGGAGGCGCGGAAAGCGCAGCUCGCCAGGAAGAAGGCCCUGUUGGAACUGCAAAUGCAGCAAGAGUGGGAGAUGCGUGAGCAGGAGCUCCAGUUCCAGCGUGAGAUGGAGGAGUUACAACUGGAACAGGAACGGAAAGUGCUGGACCAGCAACUUGCCGCAGAAAAAGAGUUCCUGCGUAAGAGGAAUGCUAUUCGAAGAGAGAUAGACGAUAGCAUUCAGAGGGUACACGCGCUAAAGGAUGACGCAGCUGAUGUUGCGGGCGCAGUCGGUGGUGUACCGGACGAGAAAUCGAAGCAGAAGGUGACAACAUGGCUGCAGGAGAAAGUGACUACCGAGUCAAUGGUAGGUAAAAGUCGGGGUGCUACUCCAAAAGCAGGACUGCGGCGUAACCAAACGGAGGUUCCACAGUCAAAAAAGCAGGGUACAGAAGGCAGCGAGGUAGAUAGUGAUGGGAGUGCAUGCAGUGCUGUAUUCGAAAAGAAUGUGAAAAAUAGUGUACAUGGCAGUAUUCGUACCACGAUAGAUGGGCCGGGGCGAAAUGUAGGUCGAAUCUCAAGAGAUCAGUUGGCCGCUCGGAAGGCGGUAUCGCAUAGUCUUCCUAAGUUCAGGGGGGAACCAGAAGUUUGGCCCCUGUUUAUUAGUAGUUAUGUGUAUACGACAGAGGCUUGCGGAUUUUCUAAUCUAGAGAAUCUGAAGCGGUUACAGGACUGCUUGAUGGGCGAUGCUCUCGAAGCAGUUAGGAGUCGGCUGGUGAUGCCAGACUCUGUUCCGGACGUGAUUCAAGAUCUUCGAAAUCUGUUCGGAAAGCCGGAGAAGUUGCUCAGACUUUGUUGGGAAAGGUAA
This is a messenger RNA of Sabethes cyaneus, 1191 nucleotides long. RefSeq lists its product as uncharacterized. The transcript has a single exon. The record is from RefSeq and is a predicted model, not a curated record. The coding region runs from base 1 to 1191 and encodes 396 amino acids. NCBI's taxonomy places the organism in Eukaryota, Metazoa, Arthropoda, Insecta, Diptera, Culicidae.